Molecule: messenger RNA, 942 nt
Organism: Carica papaya (papaya)
Lineage: Eukaryota; Viridiplantae; Streptophyta; Magnoliopsida; Brassicales; Caricaceae
Source: RefSeq, a predicted model, not a curated record
UGUUUGGAUUCAGGAAAAGGUGAGUUUCUUACAUGUUCUCCAGAACAAAACCCAAACUUGUUUUAUGCAGUUCUAGGAGGGUUAGGUCAAUUUGGGAUUAUAAACAGAGCCAGAAUUGUCUUGGCUCCUGCACCAAAGAGGGCUAAAUGGGUGAAAAUGGUUUACACCAAUUUUGAUGCAUUUUCAAAAGAUCAAUUAGCUUUCAUUAAUCCAAACUCAGGAAAAUAUUAUCUUGAAGGUUCUCUUCUUCUAGACAAUGGUUCUCCAGAUGUCUCCUUUUUCCCACCUGAUGAUCAAUCAAAGAUACUUCCUCUAAUCAAACAACAUGGUAUCCUCUAUGUCAUUGAAUUUGCCCAAUAUUAUGAUGAUGCUACCAAGACUAUUACUGAAAAGGAGCUUCAACAAUUAAUGGACGAGUUUAAUGGAAUCAUAUAUGCCAAAGAUGUGUUCUAUGCAGAGUUUUUGAAUAGGGUUAAAGCUGAAGAAGAAUUUCUAAGGUCACAAGGAUUAUGGGAGGUGCCCCAUCCAUGGUUGAAUCUCUUCGUACCAAAAUCUCGAAUAAAAGAUUUCAAUGAUGGUGUUUUCAGAGAUAUUAUUCUUAAACGCAACAUCACUAAAGGACUUAUCCUCACUUACCCUAUGCAUCGAAGCAAAUGGAAUGAUAAAAUGUCAGCGGUGAUACCGGAUGAAAAAGAAUUCUACACUGUAGGAUUCUUGCAGUUGAGCCAGCGUGAUAAUUUGAAGAUGUAUGAUGAUCAAAAUGAUGACAUCAUACGCUUCUGUGAGAGUGCUGGUAUUCAAGUUAAACAUUAUCUUCCUCAAUUCAAAACUAAAGAAAAAUGGAAGAAGCAUUUUGGGUCCAAGUGGAAUACUUUCAAGGAGAUGAAAGCUUUGUUUGAUCCCAAGAUGAUUUUAUCGCCAGGACAAAAUAUUUUUAACUGA